AUGUUUUCUAAAAACAUUGAGGAAUCAACAGAUAAAGAAGAAAUUGGUGUGUUUGAAUUUAAUCAUAGUCAUCAAGAAGAAAUUGACGUGUUUCCUGAGCAUGAUCAACUCAAGUUUGUUCCUUCAUCUUCCACAAUGCUUGAAGGGACUUCUAAGUCUACUUUAAAUAUGAAUGCGAUAAAGACUUACAUUAACACAAAUGUUGAUAAACAGAUUGCUGAUCUAAAAACACUAAUAUCCAAUAUACCUGUUGAGGUCGUUAAAGCUUUGAAGAAAGAAGAAAAUAAAGAAUCACCGCAUGAAGAUGAGGACAAGGGACCAGUAAUUGAAAUCAGAAUUAAUGAACCAUCUGAUGAGAAUAUGAUCGAUAAAGAGGAAAAUUGUGAAGAAGAAUCGAAAAACACGCACUGUACUGAUAUAGAAGAUUUGUUGGAUGAGCGUAUGGAUGAUAAAGAAGAAUGUCGUGAUGAAGAAUUAAAAAAGCAGUACAGUCCUGUGAUGGAUAAUUUGCCAGACGAGCAUAUGGACGAUAAAGAACAAUAUCGCGAUGAAGAACUGAAAAUACAACACAGUCCUGAUAUGAAAGAUUUGUCGGAUGAUGUUGGUGGCACAAUAACGAAUUCUGUUCAAGACGUUGUAGAUGCACUAUUAUUUGGUUUAUCAACUCCUACAACAACAAAGUCAUUGGAUAUUAGUACACCAAAUAUAGUAACCGAAAGUCAGUGGACGAUUUUCGACAGUCAGUUUUCGCCUGAUUUUCCGGAUGCUCAAGUUAGGGAGCGUGAAGCCACAAAAGCACCUGAUGAAGGCAAUUCCGAUGAUGAAGAGAAGCAGAUGUAUGCUUUUGAUGGUUGUACUAUUUACCAAGAAUUGCCUAACCAAUUGAUCCUCGAUUACUCUCAGUGGCUUGAAGAAGGGUUACUCAAAUAUCAUGCUGGCAAGAAACAAACGGACAAUCACUAUCUUAAAUAUGCUCUAAAUUUAGGUUAUUCUCAGUUGGACUUUAUACACUUAGGUGUGAUAUUCUAUCACUUGAGAAAGAAAUCGAAGCUGCAGCAGUGUGAUAAUUAUAAAUAUACAACAACCAGCUACUUCGUUAAAACAUAUAUCGAGAAGACAUAUAAUCGAUAUUAUCCAGUGGUUCAAACAGAUCAGAUAUCCACGCAAGAAGACUAUGCAGAAUCUUAUAAUGUGGCUAAGAAUGAAGACGCUAUUACAAAUACAAUUAAUGGAUUUUGUAUUCCUGCUGGAUUACCAUGGCAUAUGGUUGAUGAGGUAUAUGUUUUUGUUAACUGUGACAAAGAAUUUCACUGGAUAUUGGAUGUAAUUGUGUUGAAGGAGAGAGUUAUACGUGUGUAUGACUCAUUGUCAAGUAAAAAAAAAAAGUGA
Capsicum annuum is the source of this 1389-nucleotide messenger RNA. RefSeq lists its product as uncharacterized. The coding region runs from base 1 to 1389 and encodes 462 amino acids. The record is from RefSeq and is a predicted model, not a curated record. NCBI's taxonomy places the organism in Eukaryota, Viridiplantae, Streptophyta, Magnoliopsida, Solanales, Solanaceae. The transcript is spliced from 10 exons.